This is a messenger RNA of Paramecium tetraurelia, 3222 nucleotides long. RefSeq lists its product as uncharacterized. Gene Ontology annotation, molecular function: calcium ion binding. The transcript has 6 exons. The record is from RefSeq and is a predicted model, not a curated record. Lineage: Eukaryota; Ciliophora; Oligohymenophorea; Peniculida; Parameciidae.
AUGAAAUACGAAGCAAUUUCAUUAGCAUUCUGGGAAUCAACAAAACUCAUUUUGGGUAAUACCUCUAAAAUAAUCUCAAGAAUUGCUGAUUUCACCAAUCUAAUAUACAGAUUGGCAGAAAAUAAUCAGGUGUCAUAAUCUACUAUCCAAGAAUGCUUUAACAUCUUCGACGAAAACAAAGAUGGGAAACUUGAUUGGAAUGAAUAUUUGAAGUUGUUUGUAGAAUACCUCAAGAAAGUACAAUGUCUAAAAUACUUGAAAUCAUUUAAUGGAUUACAAUUAAUUUCUAGAUAUCUCCAAUAAUUACAAAUAGCAUUUUUGGCUUCUCCAUUCAAAUAACUGUUCACAACCUAAAACUUGUAAUAGGUCGAACAAACUCUAGCAUCCUUUGAAAACAGAUCAUCAAACAAAUAAAUCAAAAAAUACUAUUUCAUCUGCAGAGAUUCUUUUGAACCCUCCUUAAACCAACUUCAUUAAGACAUCAUUCUUUUUUAAGACUUUAAUAUUUUGACAGCACAAAUUAUUUAAUCUCUCAAAAGUGUGUUAUUAUAAAGAUUACCCCAUGUGAAAAUCAACAAAAUAGAUUAUGUCAAUUCAUUGAUCGUCUAGAUCAUCAAUAAUGGGUAUUGCAAUCACCUAUUCAAAUUGCUUUUGGUUGAUGAUGAAAAAGAUCAAGGCUCCAUAGAUGAAAAGGAUUAAAAUCAAAUUAUGGGAAUGCAAGCACUCACCUUAAUUGCAGCCACCAUUCACAUCUACGACAUCCAAAUACUCAUCCCCAUUCAAAGCAGUCUAUUGGUAGAUACCAUAUUAAAUAUCAUCUCAGAAACACAAAAUGAUCUCAUCAUUGAAUAAGGUUACAUCUUACUAGGACAUUUAAUUUUAUACGACAAAUCAUUUCAAUAAAUAUUGUUUACCAAAAGAUAAGCCAUUCUAGAGAUCUAAUAAACUGAUGACGAAAAGAUAUUUUAUCACAGUUGGUUCGUUGGAUGUCUAUUCUCAAGAUAUGAAAAUAAUCAAGCAAGCAAAUUUAUGACUUAAAUGAAUGCCUUACCUGAUAACCUACUUUGGCUCCAGAGUAUUCUCAACUACUAUCAACAAUAUGGAUUAAUUUAAUCUAUUGAAAAAAAUCAAAUCAGAAUUCAAAUUCAAAUCAAUAUGCUCAUCAUCAUUCAACCUUUAUUGGCUACAUAAAUACACCAAGACGUUCUUAUUGCUCUACUCUAAUAAUUACAAAAUUAAACAACAGAUAACAGAUUCAAAUUGCAAAUCUUAAGCACUCUUAAAAAGAUAUUCAAAUUGCCUUAUCAAUUAAAUUAUCAAAAUUUCACUGCCUAAAAUAUCCUCCUAUCCAAUAAUCUAUUGAAUAUCUUAAUGUAACUUAUUACAGAUCCUAAUCCAUAAAUUAGUUAUAAGGCAAAAAAGUUAUUUUUUAAGACCCUCUGUCUUGAGAAUUCAGGAUUACUCCUAAAAUAUCUGUAAGAAUCCAACAAUCUAUAGUCCUUCCUCUUUGUUCUUGAGAGUCAAUUCGUUUAAAAUGUAGAUGCCAACUUCUAGAAAUAUUUCAAAUAUAAGAUACUCACAAUCUUAAGAUUAAUGAGCCAAGAUAGUAAUACCUUCUAAAUCCUAUCCACAGAUCAAUGGCUAUUCAAACUACUCAUAAAAGCACUUAAUGAUAAUAACCAAGUCUUUACUUCGAAUAAUUAAGUUAUGGUUAACUGCCAAUAUGAUUAUCUUGUGAUUAAUGAAAUUACUGAGUAUUGCAUCACCUUUAAUCUCCAUUUUUAACCAAUGUUGAGACAAAAACCUUAAUUAUCCUUUCAAGCCUUAGAAACCAUCUAUUAGAUACUUCCAAAUCAAUAAGCUAUCAAUGAGAUUAAGCAAUACUUUGUUAAGAUCUUAGAGAACAUAGAUAAAUAUUAACCUUUGAUUUUAAAGAAAUACUUGAAACCCCUUUACCAGUCAGUUUGUGAGAUCGUGACUUAACUCACUCAUUUGACCUUGUCAUUGAACGACCUCAUCAAGAAUAAUCAAGUGUUCCACAAUAAUUUCAUCUCCUUCUUACAAUACAUGGUUAAUGAUCUUGCCUUGUUUUAGGAGUAUUUAACUAGUAAAAAGGAAUUAAUUGAUGAUACUCUAUUAAUAAUUGGCACUGAAGCCACCUAUGAUGGUUGUGUAGUAACCACAGUGUAUUUGAAUACCUAUUAAAACUCCUCCAGAUGCAAGAUAGUGUUGAAAACCUAGCUUACCUUAUUAGAAUUUGAAAAGCAUGUAGAAUAAGGCCUGUAGACAUCAGGUCCUCUUCUGUACUUGGUAAUUAAUUAGAAUCACCCCAACAAAAUACCUUAUGAUGACUUUUCGAUCAUAGAUGAAAUGUGCUUUAGGAAAUUCAAGGAACUUGCAGAUUAAUUCAUUGAAACUCAAUUUGGAAGUGUCAAGGUCUCUCAGGAGGUCAUAGCUGUAGAACUCUUCAGAUUAAAGAUGGAAGAUUAUUCAAUGAAGAAAAUUUAUGAAAUCCUGAACAAAGGGUCUACCUAUAUUUAAUUCAAAUAAAUUCAAGACAAUCAGAUGUUGUGGUUUUUGGAGAACAAUUCAGAUACCAAAGACAAAGGGUAGUAAUUGCAAUAAAUAUUUCAAUUGACUAAACUCCCAUAUACAUAUAUAGAGAAUCUUUUUGAUUCAAUCAAUCAAUUCUUUGAUAAAAAUAAUCUGUAAUAGUAGUAUAGAUAAAUACUUCAAGAUAAUUUUAUGGAUUAUUUAUAGGAUAUGAAGAUUCCUCCCUUAUUGGGACAUAAGAUUGCCACCUUUUUAGCAAGAAAUGGACUCAAGAAUCCAAUUGACUUCUAGGAUUUUAUUUGCUUUGUUUCUAUCUUUUAUCAAUAGAGUGAAACCAUAAUCAUGAAGUUUACUUAUUUGUUGUAUGCAAAUAAGGAAGGAAAGUUCGGCAAGGAUUAAUUAUGUGAAUAUUUGUAAACAAUUUUUGAUAUUUAAAACUAAAUCAUUUAUGAACAAUAAAUUAAUGAAUGGGGCUCCAAUUUAUUUGUUAAGAUAGAUCAAAACCAAGAUGGGUAUAUUUCAUUUUAUGAAUACCAUGCCUUAUUGAAGGAAGAAUAAUAUCGAGCUAAACUCUUAGAUCCAAUCUGUGCACUGUUUACAAAUUUGCCAUUUCAAAAUACAACCAAUCGUUUCUUUUUUGGAACGCCAUAAAAAUUGUUUAGAAGUUGA